This is a messenger RNA of Etheostoma spectabile (orangethroat darter), 3993 nucleotides long. RefSeq names its product apolipoprotein L domain containing 1b (gene apold1b). Lineage: Eukaryota; Metazoa; Chordata; Actinopteri; Perciformes; Percidae. Gene Ontology annotation, molecular function: lipid binding. Gene Ontology annotation, cellular component: extracellular region; membrane. Bases 570 to 2225 code for a protein of 551 amino acids. Gene Ontology annotation, biological process: lipid transport; lipoprotein metabolic process. The record is from RefSeq and is a predicted model, not a curated record. The transcript is spliced from 18 exons.
CAUACGCUAGCUUUACUGUAACUAUGCACAACUUUUAGGGUGUAGAGCACCCAUUUGCACCCUGUAACUCCCCAGUUUUCUCCUUUUAAACUGAAACUUCCUCUGAAAUCAGAGCAGGCACAUUCGGGUCUGCCAGUUUUUUGCCAAAUCGGUUUGACGUCUCUGAAGGAGAAGUGAAGGACCGUGUUGCACAACUCUUGAACUCUUUUAACCCUUGUGUUGUUGAGGCGUUUUACUUGUCGGUUUGUUUUUCCGUGGCAGCAGUGAGGCUCUAAACAACCCCACAGAGGACAGCCCAACAGACAGGAAGCAGGAAUGAUCACCAACAGUGAGGUCACAGGCAAGCCCAACCCAAAGACCAAGGCCCUCACUACAGUCUGCAAAGCUCGUACCUCAGAGUCACUGUAACAGGAAGCAGGCUCCACACAGGUGAUCAGUCAGUGUCCCAGCUGUAGCCUCCGUAAAUACAGCACACCUACAAGGUAAAUGAACAGGACAAGAGGGCGUGCAUCCAUUUAUGAAAUGUUUUAGAACUUGUAUUUCAGAACCGUGGUGUGUUCAGAGGGACAAUGCAGAACCCAUUCAAGUCCAGCCCCCAGGUUUCUAAAGCUGCAUCUUCAGAGUCGCUGGAACAGGGACGGGCUUCAGACACUAAUCAGAACCCGGGAAUGUUCAAAGGCUUGAUGCAGAAAGUCAACCCGUUCAAGCCUUCAGCACAGGUGCCAAAGAGUGAUCCUCAAAAUGAUGCUGCCAAUCCACCAGAGACGGGACCAGAACUUCAAGGCAAACAGAAUCCAUCUAUGAUUGCAGCACUGAUGCAGAAAGUCAACCCCUUCAAAUCCUCCCAGCCACAGGAUAACCACCCUCUUCCCACUCACCUCUCCUCCAGCACUGGAAGCCAAGCAGCCGGUAACAGCGCGCCAGAGGAGCAGGAAGACCAAGCUAUUCACAGUGAGCACUCCUCCAGCUCAGACAGUGGGAAUGACAGCACCAUAGAGAGACAUUCUAUUUGGUAUACUGAUGCCAUCUGCGAGGUGAAAAACCAGCCAACGGAGGCGCCGAAGAAAGGGACUAUGACUUUGAGAAUAAGGAGAAUUCUGCCCACUGUGUUAUUUGGAUCUGGAACAAAGGACUCAUCAUCUGACACUCAAGCACUCCCCCGGGAAGUAGUGGAAGUUCAGACACUAGAGAUGGCUGAAGUACCAGUGCCCAGUGAAGGAACUGUCCUGGACCCUCUAGAAGACGAGGAAGGCCUUUUAGCGUGGUGGAGAACAGUAGGGGGCUGGGAUGAGUGGAAUCAGAGCAACCAGAACGAUGAACCUGAGGAAGUGGUGGAACAGGCAGCUGAUCGUGUCUUCAUGGCAGCUCAACUUUUUGUUCGCUUUUUUAACCAGCGUGGCGCCUCACUCCAGCAGCGAAUCCUGGAGCUGCUCGCUUUGGCUGAUUCAGCGGACAUUUUCCAUAAGAAAACGGUCAAGGCCUGCGUCGGUGGUGGGGUGGCCAGUGUUGCUGGGUCUAUCACUACUAUCACGGGCCUCGUUUUGGCACCCUUUACAGCAGGAGCCUCGCUCAUCGUCACUGCUGUAGGCAUCGGUGUAGCCACGGCAGGUGGGGUGGCGUCUGCUUCAGCCAACAUCACUGACACAGUCCAUUCAAAGACAGACCGCAAGAAGGUGGAGCAGAUGAUCAACGACUACGAGGAGGAGAUGAAGGACAUCAAAGAGUGCCUGGAGUUUUUGCAGGAAGGGAUGGAGACGCUUGAGGAGUGGAACUUUGAGAAGUAUGUUGAGAGCAUCGCAAAGAAGCACCUUAACAAGAACGUUGAACAUGUAAUGAAGGAGGGCGGGCGUGCUGGAAAGGCUUUAAUGAUCAACACAGAGAGCCUGAUUAGUACUGUUCAGGUCCUCAGUGUUGCAGGGGGUGCUGCUAAAGCCGCCCAAGUGAUGAGCGUUACCACCGGAGUUAUGUCAGGUCUCUUCCUGGCUCUCGACAUCUUCUUCCUGGCAAAGGAUACCAUGGAGUUAAAAAAGGGAGCCAAGACAGAGUUUGCUGCUAAGAUUCGAGAGGUUUGUAGGGACCUGCAGGAUGGGCUGCUGGAGCUAAACCGCAUCAAGGAACAGCUGCAGAAAACGAUUGAUGGAAUAGAGGUGGAGGUAGACGAGGAGGAAGAGGAUGAAGAGCUUUUAAGGUCUGAGUUGAAGAAACUUGCUGAAUUUGAAGUAUAAGGCUUGUUAGAAAACCAAACCAAAUAUUGACAGUUAGACAAAAAGACAGUUAAGACAAAUUGUUUCUCCCAAGAGCUGUUUUCCCUAGGGUUUGUGGCAGACUUGGGUGGACAAAUUUGGCGGGGCACAUUUGUACGAAUUAACUUGUAUUAAAUGUGCUAUAGAAAUAAAAGUUUGAUUAGAUCGGAGAAAAUAUUUUGCUUGGCUUGGGUACAGCACCGUAGUAUUAUAAUAGGUCAGAAAAUCCUAUAUUUUAAAUUUGUUGUAUUCAUUAAAUUAAAAAAAAAAAAUAUAUAUAUAUAUAUAUAUAUAUAUAAUAUGGUUGUGCUAGGGAUCGACAAUUACUGUUUUUUCAAGGCUGAUACCAAUUAGUUAAAAACCAAUAGCCAAUAUUUGGAAUUGAUAUGUAUACAGAGAAAAGGAAAAUAAAUAUUUAAGUCAAAACUUUGUUCAAAUGCUUUAAGCAAUUAUUUAAGAAAUUAGAAACUUUCAAAAUAACACAGUCAGAUAGCGUUGUGGGUGGGAAAUUAAGUCAGAUUCAGUGGUGAGUGGAACCCAAGCAGAGGGACAGAGAGCUGGAGUUGAGCCAAAGUAGAGGACUUCUUAAUUGAUCAACUUUAUCGGUUAUCAGGCAAAUAAAAACGCAAAUACAGAUAAUCUGCAAACUGCCAAAAAACCGGCCAAUAUGGGCCUAUCACUCGCUUGAGUAACGUCACUCUUUUUGCAUUAAAAUCGGUUUCCUCCUUAUGUGUCUGUUUCUUCAUACCGUAGUUGUGAACGUGAGUGCUCAAUACCCAACAGAAAACUUUUAAAAACAGAAUUCAGGUGUGGAGAAGGCAGUCCAUCCAGGAAUUUGCGAUGUCGUGAGCGCAACAAUUCACGUAAAUUCAACCAAUUUCUUCAACUGAAACUUCAAUAGAUCACAGCAGUCCCACAUACCCCUCUGAGUCAGUAGGUGACGUUGACAGCCACUUAUUAAACGCGAGUGAGAACGGGUUAACGUAACACACCGGGUGGGAAAUUAACUUUUUUGCCCAAUUUGCCAGCCACUUUUUCCGGAAUUCAGAUUUAUAAAAGAAAGUCCACUAGCAUGUUUUCAGUUGCUUCAGUACAUUAUUUUGUAUUAAUACAUAUUUUAUUAAUAUAAAGCAAAUGAAAAGUAACGUGAAAACAAAAAAAAUGAAAGCCUUUAUUGCCACACGGUGCUCCUGGGGUCCCAUCUUUGCCAGCUGUAUGGCAGUGCACUUGAUAUGAGACUUGGAUCACUCGUGGUCUUUUCUUGCCUCUAAUUUAAGGUUAGUUGUUCUUCUAACGAACAUUGUUGUCAUUCUGAAGACGAGUAGGUUCCACAGUAAGUACGGUCACGUACUGGUUGUCUGUAAGGUAGGCUAUAUGAUUAUGCCAAUGAGAGCCACCAUUGUGAUGCCAUAUCAAAAUGUUCCAAACAAACUCAGCUUUCUGUAUAGUGACGACCAAAAUUGUGUCAAGAGCAAUGUAUAAAGUGAUCAUUCAGAAACAUUUCUCAAAUCUUUUGUGAAAACAUACACUGUUUUGGUGCUUGAAAUAAGUUUACAAAAGCCUUGGGUUCACAAAAGUAGGGUAAUAUAUGAAUUAAAUAGUAAAUAAUUGUCUAAAAUGAAAUUUUGUAAUAUUGCUUUGCAACUAGGAGUGUUGUCUCGCCGCUGCAUCUUUAGUCCCAAGAGGGUUCAAUUGUUACGGUUAUAUUCCAGGGGCGCUACAGUGUGUAAGAGUAAUGUUUGUUGUUUCU